UGAAUAGUGUCAUAAUCACACGAGUCACACUGGGAAGUGUCUUAAGUAGAAGACUUAGACAGUAAGUAACCUUUUUUGGAAACUUACGUAUAUAAAUUGAAACUAGAGACAAAAAUAACUCGAGAAAGUUUAAUAAAUGAGUGUUUAAAAAGUAUUAUUUAGAAAUAUAUAUUUUAUUUAAUAGCCAAAAUAUGCAGAACCCUAAUGAAGACACUGAGUGGAAUGAUAUUCUACGAUCGAAAGGUAUCAUUCCACAAAAAGAAAAAGAAGUCACUGAAGACCAAAUUGUGUCUAUGUUAGAGGAAACAAUUGAAAAAAAAACUUCAGAUGGAAAAAAAUUGUCUGAACUAGAUUUGGACGAGCUAGAUGAAUUAGAGGAUUCAGAAGAUGAAGCAGUGCUAUUGGAAUAUAGAAAUAAAAGAAUAGCAGAACUAAAAGCAUUAGCAGAAAGACAAAAAUUUGGUUUUGUUGGUGAGAUUUCUGCUCAAGAUUAUAUAAAUGAAGUUAAUAAAGCCGGUGAAGGAAUAUGGGUAGUUCUGCAUUUAUAUAAGCAAGGUAUACCAUUAUGUGCAUUGAUUAAUGAGUAUAUGAAAUGUUUAGCAGCCAAGUAUCCUACGGUUAAAUUUUUAAAAUCGAUUUCAACGACUUGUAUACCUAAUUAUCCUGAUAAAAAUCUACCAACAGUGUUUGUAUACUUCGAAGGAGAUAUGAAGAAGCAGUUGGCAGGGCCGCUGGAAUUUAGAGGACCCAAUCUCACACAAGAUGAAUUUGAAUAUAUUAUUGGUAAAACUGGAGCUAUUGAAACUAAUAUAAAAGAAGAUCCGAGACCGAAGGUGAAAGAUAAAUUGUUUUCUGAUCUCGCAGAAACAAAUGAUUGGUGAUUGAUUAGGAAUAAAUUUUUUGAAAAUCUUGAUUUUUUCGUGUAGUAACAGGUUUUCCCAAAAUUAUUCGAAUUUUUUAUCGAUUUUUCAGUCAAUAUUGUAUUUAUCUAAAAUCAUCAAUAUUGUUGAAUAUUUCGGACAAAUUUUAUAGCAUUUUUUCAAUUUUCUUCAGGUUUAUUUAAGUGUUUUCUCAUUUUUCUGAAAAUUUUAUAUUCUCUCUCGCACACCCCUGGUUUUAUCUUAAAUUUUCAAAGGGUUUAACCGAUUUUUCUAUUUCUUUCAAACUAAAAUUUUUUUACCUUUUUUUUCGAUUUUUCGGAAAAUUUGUUCCAAUUUUUCAAGUUUAUUCUACAUUCAAAGGUUCAGUUUUUCUAAUUUUCUCACAUUUUUGCAAUAUUUUCCAAGCUUACAAAUCUUUCGGUUCCUCUUUUUGGAAUUUCCGAACAUUUCUUGGAUUUUUCAGGAAAUUCCAGCCACUUUUCCGAGUUUUAGACUAGAUUUUUUAGUCUCUCAAAUUUAUUGGAGUUUCCUAAAACUUAUUUUUCAAUUUUUUAGGAAAUUUCUUUUAUUUUUUCGAAUUUCUUAAGCUUUUUCAACAUUCAAAAGUUCAGUUCCACAAAUUUUCUCGCAAUUCUGCUUUUUUUUGGAAGCCUACAGAUUUUUCGUUGCAUUUGUGAAUUUUUUUUCGAAUACUCAAAACUCUUGAUUUUCACAUUUUUCCACACAUUAGAUUUUCCGCAUUUCCCAGAUUUUUUCAUAUUCAAGUUUCUCUUUUUUCCUCGUACAAUACUAGUCACAAAUAUUUCAUUGUUUUUCAUUUUUUUCUUGAAUCUAUAAGAAUUUUCAAAAAUGUCUCAAUUUUCAAUAGUUUCUUCAUAUUUUUUAAUAGUUUGUUAGUUUUUCAAGCUUUCUCGCAUUUUAGAAUGAUUUGGCACGUUUAAAUUUACUUCGAAUUCCAUUUUGACAGAUAUUUUUCGAUUUUUAUCAUUAAGUACAAAAUAAAACUCUAGUUAAUUACAAAACGAUCAUCAAUAAUGUAUUACAAUUAUCUUUAAAUAAUUUAUUCAAAUAUAUAUUAUUUGAGUGUACACCAAGAAAAAUAUUUUCUUAGCGGUAUUUUGAUCAUAAAAAGGUUGAUAAAUUGUCAUUUUAAAUGUUUGGUGGGGGGUAAUUCAAAUCAAUAAUAAAAGAUAUGACUCCAAUAUACUGUUUUUUAUAUAUAUUUAAUAUGUAUUUGAAAUACUUACAUACAUACUUUUAUUAUAAAAUAAAGUUCUGUUGUCAA
Molecule: messenger RNA, 2166 nt
Organism: Diorhabda carinulata
Lineage: Eukaryota; Metazoa; Arthropoda; Insecta; Coleoptera; Chrysomelidae
Gene: viaf
Product: viral IAP-associated factor homolog
Exons: 5
Coding region: 192-881 (229 amino acids)
Biological process (GO): protein folding
Cellular component (GO): cytoplasm
Source: RefSeq, a predicted model, not a curated record